Messenger RNA from Medicago truncatula (barrel medic), 2143 nucleotides. RefSeq names its product SWI/SNF complex component SNF12 homolog. Lineage: Eukaryota; Viridiplantae; Streptophyta; Magnoliopsida; Fabales; Fabaceae. The record is from RefSeq and is a predicted model, not a curated record. The coding region runs from base 155 to 1741 and encodes 528 amino acids. The transcript is spliced from 2 exons.
AAGAAAUUGAAAACGAAAAGAGCAGGUGACGAAGUGAAAUAACAGCAAGAGAGCAUCAGCGCAAACUACCAAGUGAAUCCCAACAGUAAGCAACAUUUUCACUUUCGCGGUAUCGUCGUUUUUGUAAAUUAGGGUUUUUCAUUCAAUUUCAACGAUGAACAAUAGCAAUAAUCCACCCAAGAAUCCACCACCGGCGCCACCGUCGUUUUCAUCGAUUCCUGUAAACCCACAACCAAUUCAUCUUCUCACUCAAUCUCACCCUCAAAUGCAAAAUCCUUCUCAAUUCCCCGGUCAUUUUCAGCUUUCUCAACCCCAACCCCAACCCCAUGUAAUUUCACAACAACAAUCACAAUUUGUAAACCCUCGUUCUCAUCCUCAAACCCUACAACAGCACCAUCAGCAACAUCAACAGCAGCAGCAGCAGCAAAAUGUGGCUUCUCCUGCAACUGCAAGUACUACUUCAUCUGUGAAGCGUUCACAUCACAAAGCAAAUUCACGUCCACAAGGCUCACCUAGUGGUAACCAGACAUCUGCAUUCAAGACUAUGGAGUUAACACCUGCUCCUUUGAGAAAAAAGAGGACUUUACCGGAGAAUUUAAUACCGGAAAAGGUGGCUAAGAUUGUGCCCGAGUCUGCGAUUUAUACAAGGUUAAUUGAGCUUGAGGCGCAGAUAGAUGCUGCUUUGAAUAGGAAAAAGGUUGAUGUGCAGGAGGCUGUUAAAAAUCCAACUUCGGUUAGGAAGACGCUUAGGGUUUAUGUGUAUAAUACGUUUUCGAAUCAGACGAAGGAAUCUGGGAAGGUUGGUGGUGUUGAGCUGCCGUCUUGGUCGCUGAGGAUAACUGGGAGGAUAUUGGAAGAAGGUGGUAAGGAUCCCGUGGUGGGAGGGAUUUCGAAAAGGGGAAGUAUUGUAUAUCCGAAGUUUUCGGCUUUCUUUAAGAAGAUUACGGUGUAUUUGGAUCAGGGGUUUUACCCGGAUAAGCAUGUUAUUGUGUGGGAUAGUGCUCGUUCGCCUGUGCAGCAAGAUGGUUUUGAGGUGAAGAGGAAAGGGGACAAAGAGUUUACUGCAGUUAUUAGGUUAGGAGUGAAUUACUCGCCGGAGAAGUUUAUGGUUUCGACACCGUUGGCUAAAGUUUUAGGGAUUGAGUUUGAUACCCGUCCUAGGAUAAUGGCUGCUCUUUGGAACUAUGUGAAGUUCAGGAAGCUGCAGAGUCCAAAUGACCCUUCGUUCUUCAUGUGUGAUGCUUCUCUCCAAAAAGUGUUCGGGGAAGAAAAGAUGAAAUUCUCGAUGGCUUCACAGAAGAUAUCACAGCAUUUAUCACAACCACAGCAUAUACACCUGGAGCAUAAAAUCAAGCUUUCUGGAAAUUCUCCUGCUGGAACUACAUGUUAUGAUGUGCAGGUUGAUGUACCUCUUUCGCUAGAGAAAGACAUGUCUGCAUUCUUAACAAGUAUGGAGAGGCACAAAGAAAUUGAUGCUUUUGAUGAAGUGAUUAGCGCUUCGGUAAAGAAGAUCCAUGAGCAUCUUAAGAGACGGUCUUUCCUUCUUGGCUUUAGUCAGUCUCCAGCAGAGUUUAUUAAUGCAUUGAUAGCUUCGCAGAGCAAGGAUCUAAAGCUUGUUGCCGGAGAUGCCAGCCAUAAUGCCGAAAAUGAAAAACGUUCUGAAUUCUACAAUAAACCAUGGGUUGAGGAUGCUGUAAUUCGCUAUCUGAGCCGGAAAAGUGCCCGAACUGAUGCUCCUUGAAGCAUUUGAUGGAAAAUUGCGUCAAAAGUUGAGUGGUUAAUUUGGUUAAUUUUCUGACAUCAAUCAGUUUUGUUCCAGCCUUGCUAAAUUUUCUAUUCCAUCCUUCAUUUUUGGAAUUGAGUACCCGGAGUUGUGUACAUUGACUCAAGAUUCUGAUCACGCUUGGCUGGUUACAACAGUCCCUGAACCAUAUUUGUAUCAAUCGAUUCUCAUCUAUUCUUAUCUCCUAUUAUACAAUGGUAAAAUGAGCCGAGAACUCUUGGCUAAUUUCUUGUGUAACAUCAACUGCGGUCUUCGUAGUGGUAUAUUGAAUGUUUUGGGUUAGAACUAGGAACUAUACCAUGUCUGUUUUUUCAGGACGUAGAAUAUUUCAUGUGGCUAGAACUAGUGAAUGAUCGAAUU